AAACUGUGGCGAUUUGACUCGAACCGCCCCACCCCUCCCUUAAAGCAGACUCUUGCCCUCUCAACGUUACUUCUGCUACACAUCUUUCUCCUGCACACUAAGGAACUUCUCCAAUAAUGGCUGAUAAAACAAGCUUUGCGGAUACCACCGUUCACCUGGAUGUUAAGGAUUAUUAUGGAAAGACACUGAAAAACACCUCAGACCUAAAGAGCAAUGCCUGUGUGGCUCCGGCCCAGCCGCUCCCAAAAUUCAUCCUCCAGGCUCUGAAGAAAGUCCAUGCUGACGUCACUGACAGAUACUAUGGCUGUGGUCUAGUGGUACCAGAGUGUUUGGAGGGCUGUAAGAUUCUGGACCUGGGCAGCGGGAGUGGUAGAGAUUGCUACAUGCUGAGUCAGCUGGUGGGCGAGAGUGGCCACGUCACUGGCAUCGACAUGACUGAGGAUCAGCUUGAAGUGGCCAGGAAGCACGUGGACUUUCACAUGAAGGAAUUUGGCUACAAGAAGCCGAAUGUGACUUUUGUCCAGGGCUACAUUGAGGCCUUAACAGAGGCGGGUCUGGAAAAGAACUCUUUUGAUAUCAUUAUCUCCAACUGUGUGGUGAAUCUUUCGCCUGACAAGAAACGAGUCCUGACUGAAGCCUACGACGUGCUUAAGGAUGGUGGUGAGUUUUACUUCAGUGACGUCUACUGCAAUGGAAGACUAACGGAGGAAAUUAAAAAGGACAAAGUCCUGUGGGGUGAGUGUUUAGGCGGGGCGCUGUGGUACAAAGAUCUGCUACAGUUGGCCAAGGAAGUAGGAUUCAGUCCCCCGAGGCUCAUUACAGCCAGCAUCAUCACUGUUGACAACAAGGAACUGCAAGGCAUUCUGGGUGACUUCAAGUUUGUCUCUGCCACAUACCGCCUGUUUAAGGUCCCUAAAGGCAGCACCAAGUCCUGUAAAGUCAUCUAUAAUGGUAACAUUACAGGGUCAGAGGAGACGCUCCGCUUCGACUGUCAGUACACCUUCAAGGCUGGAGAAGUUACGGAGGUAGAUGCUGAAGUGGCCUCCAUCCUGACCCAUUCCAGGUUUGCGCAAGACUUCACUUUCCAGCCACCUGGAGGCUCCUGUGAACCCUGUGGAGACAAAUCAAAGGCAGGCACCGAGGAUCCUUUCGAGCUGGCUGAGAAGCUGAAGAAGCAGAGUCCAGGUUCUGCCACAGGGGGGUGCUGCAGUACAAAGUCUGCAAGCUGCUGCAAGUAAUUAAUGACGUGAAGCAAGUGACGUCACAUCAUCAUCAUCACGUCUCAGAAUCAUUGGUCUCACUUUACUAUAAGGUACAUAAGAUAAUUUAGAACUAAUGAGUUGGGGUUAGGUAGGUUCCUUCCUCAUUAACCUGAUUACCUGAUUAUGAAGUGAUACAAAAACAUUCAAAUGUCUAGACAUGAUGUAGACUAUGAUUGCAGUCAUUUCUUUACACCUUUAACGAGUUGACCUAGCAACCUCUGAAGUACAAUUUUUCAUUUAAUUGAAUUGUUUAGUCAUUAUUACAUCCUAAAUCAGCAUAUUCUCGAGUUGUUAUUUUGUAUGAAUGAAAUAAAUACUAAUGAUUGUAAUAAUAAAAGGUGUCUAGAAGUGUAUUAUAUAUUU
Doryrhamphus excisus (bluestripe pipefish) is the source of this 1625-nucleotide messenger RNA. Its product is annotated as arsenite methyltransferase-like. Gene Ontology annotation, cellular component: cytosol. Gene Ontology annotation, biological process: arsonoacetate metabolic process; toxin metabolic process. Lineage: Eukaryota; Metazoa; Chordata; Actinopteri; Syngnathiformes; Syngnathidae. The record is from RefSeq and is a predicted model, not a curated record. Gene Ontology annotation, molecular function: arsenite methyltransferase activity.